Messenger RNA from Lampris incognitus (smalleye Pacific opah), 12208 nucleotides. It is a transcript of the gene usp34, whose product is annotated as ubiquitin specific peptidase 34. Bases 247 to 11262 code for a protein of 3671 amino acids. Gene Ontology annotation, biological process: protein deubiquitination. The transcript has 78 exons. Gene Ontology annotation, molecular function: cysteine-type deubiquitinase activity; cysteine-type endopeptidase activity. NCBI's taxonomy places the organism in Eukaryota, Metazoa, Chordata, Actinopteri, Lampriformes, Lampridae. Gene Ontology annotation, cellular component: cytosol; nucleus. The record is from RefSeq and is a predicted model, not a curated record.
UAACGCUCAGGCUGGAGACAGACUCGAAUCUAUCCUGCAUUGACUCUUUAUUUCGUGUCAAUACCGCCUGUUUUGGAUGCACCCAACAUUUGCAACAGUUGUUUUCUCUGGUUAUACUGGGCGGAACUAUCUCCCCAAUAGUCAUUUUCCACUGGGCCUUUUGCCCCAAAACAAUUGUACCAGUCAACCAUUUCCAAACGCCAUGGUUUGAGUAGGCGCACCCGUUUUUUCCUCUCUUCGCGAACAAUGUGUGAAAACUGCGCCGAGCUAGUGGAGGUACUCAAUGAAAUAUCGGAUGCAGACAGUAGUGAAGGCAGUUUCCAGCUGAAGAAGGAGCAUGCCCUCAGAGUGUUGGCCUACAUCAGUUCCUGGACCCAGAGGCAAUGUCUGUGCUGCUUCAAGGAGUACAAGCAUCUUGAGGUCUUCAACCAGCUGGUUUAUGCCCUCAUCAACCUGGUCAUUGCCCAGAUCAGCAGCCAAAGGGAUCACCUCUAUACCAUCCACAGCCACACGCACACAGGCGGCGGGGCCGGGGCAGACGGGGCAGGGUCGGAAUGGAGCGGCGGGGGGGCUUUACCUGGACCUCUCCUGCAGCCCUCCUCGCCGGGGGAGGAUGAGCCAGUGAAUGUAGAGAGGGACUCUGCCGAGGAGGACGCCGACACCUCGGACCUGAACCACAAAAAGAGCCAAUGCCAGGCUCAGGGAGUCAACCAGCAGGGUCAGUCUCAGACGACGGAGGGCAGCGGUAUGUCUGGAGACGGUGAAGCUGGAGGAGGCGCUAUUGGUAGUGUAGCGGCAGAUCACCAGGAUCCCUCCAACUCCUGGAGCACAGAGGAGAGGGAGAAGCUACUGCUGUGUGCUGCCAAGAUCUUUCAGAUCCAGUUCCCCCUCUACACAGCCUACAAACACAACACCCACCCCACCAUAGAGGACAUAUCAGCUCACGAGAGCAACAUCCUUGGCUCCUUCUGUGACAUGAAUGACGUGGAGGUUCCGCUGCACCUGCUGCGCUACGUGUGUCUGUUCUGUGGGAAGCACGGCCUCUCCCUGAUGAAGGAGUGCUUCGAGUUGGGCACGCCGGAGAACCUCCCCUUCCCCAUUGCCCACGCCUUUAUCACCAUCGUCUCUAACAUACGAAUAUGGUUGCACAUUCCUGCCGUCAUGCAGCACAUAAUACCAUUUCGCACCUACGUAAUACGAUAUCUGUGUAAGCUGUCGGACCAGGAGCUGAGGCAGAGCGCGGCACGGAACAUGGCCGACCUGAUGUGGAGCACAGUGAAGGAGCCGCUGGACAGCGCCCUCUGUUUCGACAAGGAGAGCCUGGACCUGGCCUUUAAGUACUUCAUGUCCCCAACUCUGACCAUGAGGCUGGCCGGGCUCAGCCAGAUCACUAACCAGCUCCACACCUUCAACGACGUGUGUAACAACGAGUCUCUGGUGUCCGACACGGAAACGUCGAUAGCCAAAGAGUUAGCGGACUGGCUGAUAAACAACAAUGUAGUGGAGCACAUAUUUGGACCAAAUUUGCACAUUGAGAUCAUUAAACAGUGCCAGGUCAUCCUCAACUUCCUGGCUGCAGAGGGCCGGCUUAGCACCCAGCAUGUGGACUGCAUCUGGGCGGCAGCCCAGCUAAAGCACUGUAGCCGGUACAUCCAUGACCUGUUCCCCUCGCUGAUUAAAAACCUGGAUCCCGUGCCUCUGCGUCAUGUCCUGGAUCUGGUGUCUGGUCUGCACCCCAGCGCCCACACAGAGCAGACGUUGUAUUUGUCGUCCAUGCUAAUCAAAGCCCUGUGGAACAACGCCCUGGCAGCCAAAGCCCAGCUCUCCAAACAGAGCUCCUUCGCCUCCCUGCUCAACACCAACAUUCCCAUGGGCAACAAGAAAGGGUCGCCUGCUGCCAGCCCUGACAGCAGCGACAACAGUGACACCCAGCAAAGUGGCGGCAGCGACAUGGAGAUGGACGACCCCAUGAUCACCGGCAGCAAGAGGAGCCAGCAGAGGCUGUCCGACACAGAGGAGUCGAUGCAGGGCAGCUCUGAUGAGACAGCCAACAGCGUGGAGGAGGGCAGCAGCAGUGGUCGCAGCGAGGCCUCCAGCAACGAGGCUGCCUCCAGCCAUGCCAGCCAAUCAGCGGGCAGCCCUGGCAGUGAGAUGCACUCUGACGACAUGGCCGACAGCGAGGCCUUGAAGGAGGAGGAGGAAGAAGAAGAUGAUGAAGAGGAGGACGAGGAUGAUGAUGAUGAUGACGAAGAGGAGGAGGAGGAGGAAGGGAGCCGGCUGGCUGCUGAGAGCACUCAGCAGAAGGAGCCCAGGGAGCAAGUGGAGGUCAGGAAGAGAAAGGCGGCGGAGGCUUUAGGGGAGGGGCCUGGGCCAAGCAGCACAGGGGGUGGGCCCAAACCCAAGGUACUCCCUUUCAAUGCUGAGACUGCUGCUGCCAUGGUUACAGCAGCGUCCACAUCGUUGGAAGGCCGGAUGAGGAUACUGGAUGCCUGCUCCUCCUCCUCCUCAUCUGCCCAGCCAGAGGGUAUCGACAGGGAAGCCCAGCAGCAUCAGCCUGAAAUGGGCCCGUCACAGAUGGUACAGGGGCCCCAGGAGCCACCUCCCUGCCUGCCCCGGCCCGGAGACUUCCUGGGGGAAGCAAUGGGCACUGAGCUUUUCAACUGCCGCCGUUUUAUCGGCCCCCAGCAUCAUCAUCAGCACCAUCACCACCACCAUCAUCACCACCACCACCACCACCAUCACCAUGAAGGCAGUCACAUGGUGGAAGACAUGCUGAGUGCGGAUGACGUGAGCUGCAGCAGCUCCCAGGUGAGCGCCAAAUCGGAGAAGAACAUGGCUGACUUCGACGGGGAGGAGUCGGGCUGCGAGGAGGAGCUGGUCCAGAUUAACUCCCACGCCGAGCUCAGCUCUCACCUCCAGCAGCACCUCCCAAACCUGGCCUCCAUCUACCAUGAGCACCUAGUGCAAGGUCCUGCAGUCCACAAGCACCAGUACUCCAGUAGCCACGCCGUGACGGACAUCAACCUGGACAAUGUCUGCAAGAAGGGCAACACACUGCUGUGGGACCUGGUUCAGGAUGAGGACGCGGUCCACCUGUCUGAGGGUCUCAUCAACGAAGCGGAGAAGCUGCUGUGUUCGCUGGUCUGUUGGUUCACAGAUAGGCAGAUCCGCAUGCGCUUCAUCGAAGGUUGCCUUGACAACCUGGCCCACCACCGGUCCGUGGUAGUUUCCUUACGUCUUCUACCUAAGCUUUUCGGCACUUUUCAACAGUUUGGCUCCAGCUACGACACACACUGGAUCACCAUGUGGGCAGAAAAGGAGCUGCACAUGAUGAAGCUGUUCUUCGACAACCUGCUGCAUUACAUCCAGGAGGUCCGGGAACACAGACACAAGUUUGCACUGUACAGCCACAGUGCCGAGGUCCAGGUGCGCCUGCAGUUUCUCACCUGUGUCUUUUCAACCCUGGGAUCUCCAGAUCACUUCAGGCUGAGCCUGGAGCAGGUGGACAUCCUGUGGCACUGCCUGGUGGAGGACGCUGAGUGUUACGACGACGCGCUCCACUGGUUCCUCAAUCAGGUCCGCAGCAAAGACCAGCACGCCAUGGGAAUGGAAACAUACAAACACCUCUUCCUGGAGAAGAUGCCCCAGCUGAAGCCAGAAACCAUCAGCAUGACGGGACUCAACCUCUUUCAGCACCUGUGUAACCUGGCCCGCCUGGCCACCAGCACCCUGGACACCACCUCCAGCUGUGAGCUGUGUGGAAUGGACCAGUUGUGGGGUAUUGCUCUCAGGGCCCAGUCGGCUGACAUCAGCUGCGCUGCCAUCCAGUACAUCAACUCCUACUACAUCAACGCUGGUAAGACAGGCUUGGAGAAGGAGCAGGAGUUCAUCAGGAAGUGCAUGGAAAGUCUACUGAUGGCCUCUGCCAACCUGGAGAAGGAUGCCCAUUCCAGCCUGACCAGCAUAGAGAGGGGACUGCUCAUGCUCAAAACACACCUGGAGGCCUUCCGGCGCAGGUUUGCUUACCAUCUGCGUCAGUGGCAGAUCGAGGGCACGGGCAUCAGCAGCCAUCUCAAAGCUCUGAGUGAUAAACAGUCUUUGCCCCUCAGGAUUGUGUGCCAGCCAGCCGGUCUGCCCGACAAGAUGACCAUUGAGAUGUACCCCAGCGAUCAGGUGGCGGACCUGCGGGCGGAGGUGACCCACUGGUACGAGAACCUGCAGAGGGAGCAGAUGAACCAGCAGGCGCAGCUGCAAGAGUUUGGACAGAGCAGCCGACAGUCUGGAGACUUCCCAGGUGGUUUGAUGGGUCCAGUCAGGAUGAUCUCCUCUGGACAUGAGCUCACCACAGACUACGAUGAGAAGACCCUCCAUGAACUGGGCUUCAAGGACAUGCAGAUGGUGUUUGUGUCUCUGGGCGCUCCGCGGAGGGAGAGGAAGGGAGAGGGGGUGCAGCUGCCCGCCUCCUGCCUGCCUCCCCCCCAGAAGGAGCACAUCCCCAUGCUGCUGCUCCUGCAGGAGCCCCACCUCACCACGCUGUUCGAUCUCCUGGAGAUGCUGGCCUGCUUCAAACCCCCCAGCCCCAACGCCGAGAGGGGCCCCGAAAGCACAGAGAGUGUGCGGUGUGAGGAGCUGCACCUCCAUGCGGAGAACCUGUCUCGUCGGGUCUGGGAGCUGCUGAUGCUCCUGCCUACAUGUCCCAACAUGCUGCUGGCCUUCCAGAACAUCUCUGAGGACAUGAAUGGGGAGGGUCUGUGUUGGAAGGACCUGUUGAGGAUUAAGAGCCCACACAAACUGCUGUACGCCCUGGAGAUUAUCGAGGCCCUGGGCAAGCCUAACCGACGCAUACACAGAGAGUCCACGGGGAGCUACAGUGACCUGUACCCAGAUUCUGAUGAUUCCAGUGAGGACCAGAUAGAGAACAGCAAGAACACCUGGAGCUGCAAGUUUGUAUCCUCUGGAGGUCUCCAGUUGCUCCUUGAGAUCUUUAACUCAGCCAUUUUGGAGCCCAAGGACCAGGAAUCCUGGACAGUGUGGUUGCUGGACUGUCUGGCCUGCCUCCUGAAGCUAAUCUGUCAGUUUGCAGUGGAACCGGCAGAUCUGGACUUGGCCUACCAUGACAUCUUCUCCUGGUCCUGCCUGACUGAGGGCCAGCGCAAACGGGCUUGGCCCAGUAAGUCCCGCAAGGCCACCAGCGACCAUGGCAAGGGCCUGCACAUCCCCCGUCUCACAGAAGUCUUCCUGGGUCUGGUUCAGGACACCAACCUCAUCCAGCGUUUGAUCAAUGUAGCUUACACCUACGACAACCUGGCACACAGGGUGCUUAAAGCCCAGUCAGACCACCGGUCUCGUCACGAAGUAACCCACUACUCUAUGUGGCUGCUGGUGAGCUGGGCCCACUGCUGCUCCAUGGUGAAGUCUAGCCUGGCUGACAGCGACCAUCUCCACGACUGGCUGAAGAAACUCACUCUGCUGGUCCCGGAGCCGGCGGUGAGACAUGAGGCGUGUAACGGCCUCUACAAGCUCUCUCUGUCCGGCCUGGAGGGAGGGGAGUCUAUCAACAGGUCCUUCCUGCUGCUUGCCGCUUCUACACUGCUCAAGUUCCUGCCUGACGCCCAGGCCAUCAAACCACUGCGGGUGGAGGACUACGAAGAGGAGCCCAUGCUCAGGACAGGCUGUAAGGAGUACUUCUGGCUCCUCUGCAAACUCAUUGACAACAUCCAUGUUAAAGAUGCCAGCCAGACCACCCUGCUGGACCUGGAUGCUUUGGCCAGACACCUUGCAGACUGCAUCAGGAGCCGCGAAAUCCUGGACCAGCAAGACGGCACCAUUGAGGAUGACGGUCUGACAGGCCUCCUGCGCCUCGCAACCAGCGUCCUCAAACACAAGCCCCCCUUCAAGUUCUCCCGUGAGGGGCAGGAGUUCCUGCGAGAUGUCCACAACCUGCUCUUCUUGCUGCCCAGCCUGGCCGACCGCGCCCAGCCAAAGUGCAAGUCCCACGCGGCUCGGGCGGCGGCCUACGACCUGCUAGUGGAGACGGUGAAGGGCUCGGUGGAGAACUACCGGCUGCUCCACAACUGGGUCAUGUCCCAGCAUAUGCAAUCCUCCCAUGCACCGUACAAAUGGGACUACUGGCCGCAUGAUGACGUGCGGGCCGAGUGUCGCUUUGUUGGCCUGACAAACCUGGGAGCCACCUGCUACCUGGCAUCCACCAUCCAACAGCUCUACAUGAUCCCUGAGGCACGGCAGGCAGUCUUCACCGCCAAGUAUGCUGAGGAGAUCAAACACAAAACCACCCUGCUGGAGCUGCAGAAGAUGUUCACGUAUCUGAUGGAGAGUGAGAGGAAGGCGUAUAACCCACGUCCCUUCUGUAAGACAUACACCAUGGACAAGCAGCCGCUCAACACAGGGGAGCAGAAGGACAUGACAGAGUUCUUCACUGACCUCAUCACCAAGAUAGAGGAGAUGUCCCAGGACCUGAAAAAUACAGUCAAGACUCUCUUUGGUGGGGUCAUCACCAACAAUGUGGUCUCUUUGGACUGCGACCACGUCAGCCAGACAGCCGAGGAGUUUUACACCGUCAGAUGCCAAGUGGCCGACAUGAAGAACAUCUAUGAAUCUCUGGAUGAGGUGACCAUCAAAGACACCCUGGAGGGGGACAACAUGUACACCUGCUCCCAGUGUGGGAAGAAGGUCCGCGCUGAGAAAAGGGCAUGUUUCAAGAAGCUGCCUCGGAUCCUGAGCUUUAACACUAUGCGCUACACCUUCAACAUGGUGACCAUGAUGAAGGAGAAAGUCAACACCCACUUCUCCUUCCCCCUGCGUCUGGACAUGACGCCCUAUACAGAGGACUUCCUCAUGGGCAAGGGAGAGCGCAAGGAGGGUUUCCGGGAGGAGAGUGAGUCAAAGGUCACAGAGAGCUACGAGUACGACCUCAUUGGCGUGACGGUGCACACCGGCACAGCCGAUGGCGGCCAUUACUACAGCUUCAUCAGGGACAUCGUCAACCCACACGCCUACAAGAACAACAAGUGGUACCUGUUCAACGACGCAGAGGUGAAGCCAUUUGAUUCGGCCCAGCUGGCCUCCGAAUGCUUCGGUGGAGAAAUGACGACAAAAACGUACGACUCCGUCACGGACAAGUUCAUGGACUUCUCCUUUGAGAAGACUCACAGUGCCUACAUGCUGUUCUACAAGAGAAUGGAGUUGGAGGAGGAGAAUGGGAAGGACUUCAGUUUUGACGUCUCUCCUGAUCUUCUCGAGUGGAUUUGGCAUGACAACAUGCAGUUCCUUCAGGACAAGAACAUUUUUGAGCACACCUAUUUCGGGUUCAUGUGGCAGCUCUGUAGCAGCAUCCCAAGCACCUUACCAGACCCCAAGGCCAUCUCGCUGAUGACCGCCAAGCUCAGCACAUCUUUUGUCCUUGAGACGUUCAUCCACUCCAAGGAGAAGCCCACCAUGCUGCAGUGGAUUGAGCUCCUGACCAAACAGUUCAACAACAGCCAGGCCGCCUGUGAGUGGUUUUUGGAUCGCAUGGCGGAUGACAACUGGUGGCCGAUGCAGAUUCUCAUCAAGUGCCCUAAUCAGAUUGUCAGACAGAUGUUCCAGAGGUUGUGUAUUCAUGUCAUCCAGAGGCUGCGUCCAGUGCACGCCCACCUUUACCUACAGCCUGGCAUGGAGGAUGGCUCCGAUGACAUGGACGGACCGGUGGAGGAUAUCGGAAGCCGCUCCUGUGUGACACGCUUCGUCAAGACCUUGCUGUCCAUCAUGGAGCACGGUGUCAAGCCCCACAGCAAACACCUAACUGAAUACUUUGCCUUCCUCUAUGAGUUCGCCAAGAUGGGGGAGGAGGAGAGUCAGUUCCUGUUGUCACUACAAGCCAUCUCUAUCAUGGUCCACUUCUACAUGGGCACCAAGGGCCCCGAGAAUCCCCAGGUAGAGGUGCUGUCAGAGGAGGAGGGAGAAGAGGAGGACGAAGAGGAGGAUAUCCUGUCCCUGGCGGAGGAGAAGUACCGUCCCGCGGCUCUGGAGAAGAUGAUCGCCCUCAUCGCCCUCCUGGUGGAACAGUCUCGCUCUGAGAGACAUCUAACACUGUCCCAGAGUGACAUGGCCGCACUGACCGGAGGGAAAGGCUUCCCUUUCCUGUUCCAGCACAUCAGAGAUGGCAUCAAUAUCCGCCAGACCUGCAACCUUAUCUUCAGCCUCUGUCGCUAUAACAACCGCCUGGCCGAGCACAUUGUGUCCAUGCUCUUCACGUCCAUUGCCAAGCUCACUCCUGAGGCUGCCAAUCCCUUCUUCAAGCUGCUGACCAUGCUGAUGGAGUUUGCUGGUGGACCUCCAGGAAUGCCUUCGUUUGCCUCUUACAUCCUACAGAGGAUCUGGGAGGUGAUAGAGUACAAUCCAUCCCAGUGCCUGGACUGGCUGGCUGUGCAGACGCCCAGGAACAAGUUGGCCCAUAGCUGGGUUCUUCAGAACAUGGAGAACUGGGUGGAGCGUUUCCUGCUGGCCCACAACUACCCUCGAGUUCGCACUUCGGCGGCGUACCUCCUGGUUUCCCUCAUUCCCAGCAACUCUUUCCGCCAGAUGUUCCGCUCCACACGUUCCCUGCACCUCCCCACCCGGGAGCUGCCCCUUUCCCCCGACACCACCGUGGUGCUUCACCAGGUCUACAACCUCCUGCUGGGCCUGCUGGCACGUGCCAAGCUGUACGUGGACGCGGGCGUGCAUGGCACCACCAAGCUGGUGCAGUACUUCAGCUUCAUGACCUACUGCCUCAUCUCCAAGACAGAGAAACUCAUGUUCUCUGGCUACUUCAUGGACCUGUGGAACCUCUUCCAGCCCAAACUUUCAGAACCAGCCAUCGCCACUAACCACAACAAGCAGGCGCUGCUCUCCUUCUGGUAUAAUGUGUGUGUGGAGUGUCCCGAGAAUGUCCGCCUGGUGGUGCAGAACCCUGUGGUCACCAAGAACAUUGCCUUCAACUACAUCCUGGCUGACCACGACGACCAGGAGGUAGUGCUGUUCAAUCGGGGAAUGCUCCCUGCCUACUAUGGCAUCCUGCGCAUGUGUUGCGCACAAUCGCCGCCCUUCACCCGCCAGCUGGCGUCACACCAAAACAUCCAAUGGGCCUUCAAGAACCUGACGCCCCACGCCAGCCAGUACCCCGGGGCGGUGGAGGAGCUGUUCAACCUGAUGCAGCUUUUUGUGGCCCAGCGGGCCGACAUGAGGGAAGAAGACCUGGAGGACAUUAAACAGUUUAAGAAAACGACCAUUAGCUGCUAUCUCCGCUGUCUGGACGGACGGUCCUGUUGGACCACUCUGAUCAGUGCCUUCCGCGUCCUGCUGGAGAACGAUGAGGACAGACUCUUAGUGGUUUUUAACAGAGGGCUGAUCCUCAUGACCGAGUCGUUCAACACCCUCCACAUGAUGUACCACGAGGCUACAGCAUGCCACGUCACUGGAGACCUUGUGGAGCUGCUCUCCAUCUUCCUGUCUGUCCUCAAAGCAACACGGCCUUACCUGCAGCGCAAAGAUGUGAAGCAGGCUCUGAUCCAAUGGCAGGAGAGGAUUGACUUUGCCCACAAGCUGCUUACCCUCCUCAACUCCUAUAGCCCCCCAGAGCUACGCAAUGCCUGCCUGGAUGUUCUGAAGGAGCUGGUUCUGCUGAGUCCGCAUGAUUUCCUGCACACCCUGGUCCCCUUCCUCCAGCAUAACCACUGUACCUACCACCACAGCAACAUCCCCAUGUCGUUCGGUCCCUAUCUACCAUGCAGAGAGAACAUCAAGCUGAUGGGGGGCAAGAACAACAUUAGACCCCCCAGACCAGAGCUCAACAUGUGUCUACUGCCCUCCAUGGUGGAGACCAGUAAGGGGAAGGAUGAGGUGUACGACCGGAUGCUGCUGGACUACUUCCUGUCCUACCACCAGUUCAUCCACCUUCUGUGUCGUGUGGCCAUCAACUGUGAGAAGUUCACCGACACCCUGGUCAAACUAAGUGUCCUGAUAGCAUAUGAAGGUCUGCCUCUUCACCUGGCCCUGUUCCCAAAACUAUGGACAGAGCUCUGUCAAUCACAGUCUGCACUAGCUAACACCUGCGUCAAACAGCUGUGUGAGGAUCCGGCUUUCUCCGAGUACAUGAAGUGCAUCCUGAUGGACGAGAGGACCUUCCUCAACAACAACACGGCCUAUUCAUUCCUCACCUGCUUUCUGCACAAGGUCCAGGGUCAGGUUCUCUCUGGUUCCAGCUGUUCUAACCUGCUCAGUGUUCUUGUGACCAACCUGCUGAGUGAAGAGAGCAGCCUGCAGCCUGAACUUGCCGCUCACCGCCUGGAGCUCCACAAGACCAGCACGCUUCUCAAUGCUGACCUGCGGGCAUUACUGUUGCUGUUGUCAGUGCACCCACCCCCGGCCCUGGACCCUGCCCUCGGCCCUGCUCUCCAGGAACUUCUCAGUAGAUGUCGGCUGUGUGUCCAGAAACGCAGCGCACUGGAGCUGGAAGCCAAGGACCGCAAGGCUAAAGCUGAAGAGGAAGGAGCCACCCCGGUGAAGCGUCGCCGGGUCAGCGGUGAAGAUGACAGACCUGGAGAGGGCCCCAUCCCCACAUCAACAGGACCCCUCAGCGUUCCUCCCACCUCCUCCUCUUCAUCCUCUUCAUCCUCCUGCUGCUCCUCAGCUCUCCCACCGAGUGGUGAGGCCAAGCCUGACCACCAGGAGGCGCUGACACCCACCAGCACAUCAGACACUGAGACACGUGACUCCUCGUCCCUGAUCGACCCGGGCACCGAGCAGGACCCACCCUCCCCGGACCCCGCCCCUUCAUCCACCAACCUAGGCUCCUCCUCCCCCAAGGAGGAGAAGAUGGAGGCAUCUGCAUCCUCCUCAUCCUCCUCCUCCUCCUCCUCUCUCUUGCAGGAGGCAGGGGAGGCUUACGUCCGAGGGGAGGACCCUGGGCCGUCUCCCAUGGCUACAGUAGAUGGAGAGGAGGAGCGAGAGGAGGCCACCUCUGCUGUCUCACAGGAGAUGGAGGAAAAGGAGGCGGGCUCAAAGACCGGUGGGAACUCUGCCACGCCCCUCCCAGAGGACUCUGGCUUGCCAUCGUCUCUGGGGCUGGUGGGGGAGGGGCCAGAUGGCCACGCCCCCACCCAGAUGUUUCCCAGCGUGGGCCCACCCCCAGACAUGCUGGACAUGCUGUACCGGACGGUGGAAGCCACCAUCACCAUAGUUACCAAACUGGCCAGCAAAGGGCCCGGCCCCACCUCCUCAUGACAUGACUUCAUCCGUUCACAGCCGCUAUGAGAUCUGAAGCCACAAAUGUUCACCCCCCCACCCCCGCCCCCGUUCUGUUUUGAAAAGUUGAAUUUUGUUCUUAGUUUGAAUACUUACUUUCCCCUUCUUCUUGCUUCCUGUCUGGGCUUCUUCUCUGUCUCUUGUUGGUGUCAUGCCGGCCCUUGCUACUGACCUGUUAGUUCACGUUUCAUCCUGUUCAACCCUAACCAGACCCACCCACAGCUACAGUCGCCCUGGUGUGUAAUUAUGCUCUUCAAACAUCUGGACAGCACAUCACACAAGCCGCCCUUCAUCAGACUGAAAAAAAGGAAGGAAAAAAAAAAACUACAAAAAUUCAACAAGCCAGAGCAUUUUUUUUUUCAAAGUGCAAAUAGGUUAUUUUAUGCUUUUUUUUCUUUUUCUUUUUUCUUUUUUUUUUUAAUGAAAAGUGACUUUGUUUGUUUGAGGUUUGCUGUAAUGGGGAAAGGUUUACAGAACUUUUGGUCUCCUUUAUGUAAUUUAAUUUUGUUGCAUUUUUACUGUGUAUAAAAAUGGUCGUCCUCUGUGCCAGUUUUGUACUUAAAAAGAAAGAGGCAAAAGGAAGUUUGCCUUGGCUUUUUUCUGUGGUUUAAUUAUGCCAGUUUACCUGUACAUUAAGAGAACCACACAAAACUUGAUUCUGUUAAGAAUCCUCUUUAGUCAUUGCCUGAAGGUGUAUAUGAAAACAAUAUAUAUAUAAAUAACUUUAUAUAUAUCUAUAUCUAUAUAUAUAUAGAUAUAUAUAUAUAUAUAUGAGCGGUGCUUUAUUUGAUUGUGGUGGAAAUAAAGCCCCUUUGAUGGACCAGUUGGAGCUUUAUUUUCUUUACUGAAAUACAUUCCAUAAUCUGUCAUUUUUGCUUCCUCUGCUGUGUUCUUUUUUCUUAUUUUAAUAGAGGAUUAAUUAAUA